Molecule: messenger RNA, 762 nt
Organism: Aspergillus aculeatus ATCC 16872
Lineage: Eukaryota; Fungi; Ascomycota; Eurotiomycetes; Eurotiales; Aspergillaceae
Product: gamma-glutamylcyclotransferase family protein
Exons: 1
Coding region: 1-762 (253 amino acids)
Molecular function (GO): gamma-glutamylcyclotransferase activity
Source: RefSeq, a predicted model, not a curated record
AUGCAUCUCCACGACCCCCCGAAUCUCCCCACGGACCCUGCCUCUACACCGAUCAACAUCAACAUCAACAUCAGCAACAUCAACCCGACCAAUCCGACGACCCCGCCGCAACAAUCCCAUCCUCGUUCGGAGCGACGACGACACCGACGACCGCUCUACUUCGCCUACGGCUCGAACCUCUCCCCCUCCCAGAUGGCCACUCGCUGCGUGCACAGCCCCGCGUCCUCCGUGCCCCUCGCCAUCGCGCGUCUGCCGCACUGGCGCUGGCUCAUCUGCGAGCAGGGGUAUGCGAACGUUCUCCCGCCGCCGGAGAUGCGCGUCGGGCCGCAGACCGGGGUGCAGGACGAAGAGGUGCCCGUUGCUGGGGCGGAGGAUGCGGUCUACGGGGUGCUGUAUGCGAUGGACGAGAGGGAUGAGAGGCUGUUAGAUGGGUUCGAGGGGGUGGAUUGGGAUGCGCCGGCUGCGGUGGCGCCCCCGGCGCUGAGUGUCCGGCCACGGGAGCAGGGGCAGGGAGACUACAAUAAGUGGGUGGUGGAGGCGGAGGUGGUGCAGUGGUUGGAGGGUAAGAGUCAUGAUGGUGGCAGCGGCAGCGGCAGCACUGUACCAGUAUUGGUGUAUGUGGAUGAAUUGAGGGUCAAGUUGGGCCCGCCCAAGGAAGAGUACAUCCCACGGAUGAACCGCGCUAUUCGGGAGUCGGUCGCUCUGGGGCUUCCGGAGAAGUGGGCGAAUGAGGUUAUGAGGCCGUCUAUCCCUCGCAGCUGA